UUAUGAUCUCUGGCCAAUCAGAGACAAAGUAGACGGGUGACGCACGCGGCAGCGGAGGAUUCAAACAAGAAGAUGGCAGCAGGGAAGGACGCCGACGGAAAGAAACGAAAUAAAAGAGGGACACUGUGCAACGUGGUCGUCAGCCAGGAGAUGUGCCCGUCAGGCCACUCUCCUAUCAUCUUCAACCCGGAUUUCUUUGUGGAGAAGCUCCGCCACAUUCUCCCGGAGAGCUUCACCGAGCUGGUGCUGAGCAACAUCACAAGGCUCAUCGACCUGCCCGGUACAGAGUUUGCGCAGCUCCUGGGAGACGUGGACCACAAGCUGCCUGGUGCUGGUGGCUUCUUCCGCUCCUUCAACUUCCUGAAGCGCAAAGAGAAGGGAGUUGUCUUCGGCGCACCAUUGACUGAGGAAGGAAUCGCUCAGAUCUGCCAGCUCAUCGAGUACCUGAGCAGAAAUUUGCAUGUAGAGGGACUGUUCAGAGUCCCGGGCAAUAGCAUCCGGCAGCAGGCCCUGCGGGAGAUGCUGGACAGUGGGGUGGACAUCGACCUGGAGACGGGUGACUACCACCCCAACGACGUGGCCAGCCUGCUGAAGAGCUUCCUGGGGGAGCUGCCUGAGCCUCUGCUCACGCACCGGCACUAUCACGCCCACCUGAAGAUAGCGGACCUGAUGCUGUUUGAUGAGCGCGGCAACAAGACGACGCUCCCCGACAAGGAGCGGCGCAUCGAGGCCCUGCAGCUGCUGCUCCUGCUGCUGCCCCCCGCCAACCGCAGCCUGCUGAAGCUGCUGCUCGACCUGCUCUACCAGACGGCCCGGCAGCAGGACGCCAACAAGAUGUCCGCCUUCAACCUGGCGCUGAUGUUCGCGCCCCACGUCAUGUGGCCCAAGAAUAUGACUGCCACCGACCUGCAAGGAAACAUCAAAAAGCUGAACGAGGGCAUGGCGUUCCUCAUCAAGCACUCGCAGAAACUCUUCCGAGCACCUGCCUACAUCAGGGAUCACGCAAGAAGGCAGCUUGUGGCAUUGAAGAUCCCCCAGUCCAAGGAUGACCUGGACCUGCCUGCCUCUACGAGCGCGACGCCCUCCAAGCGGCCCGGCCAGGACCCCGAGGCCAACCCACACACCGAGGAGGCGCUCAGGGAGCUCUUCCGCCACGUCAACAACUUGCCCGAGUCCGCCAAGAAGAAGAAGUACAUCCGCCAGCUUGCGAAGGGGGUGACACCAGGGACGCCAGGAUAUGACUGCCAGACCCCCCCCACCGGCAAGAAGCACCCCCGCUCCCGGUCCUUCGGGGGACUGAUCAAGAAAAGAGUCCUGGGGAGCCAGGCAGCAGCAGAAAGGCGAGGCCGGGGGACGCCUCCACCUGCAGACGCCCCCACCGAGGGACACGGGAAGGAGAACCCCAGCCGGAACGCUACACAGAGGGGCCAUGAUUCUGCAGUAGUGACAAACCCUGCCCUUUGUCCCAAGGCGGCUGUCGUCUGCUGGGACCAGGAAUCUUCCAUCCCCAGCGUGUGGUUUACACCCACACAGGAGUCCUCGGUGUAGAGGCAGGGAUCAUUUUACACUGGAUCUCCAAGUGACGAUUUUUAUUUUAUUGUAUGUUUUUAUGUUUUAAUGUGAUUUGUAAGUGCUGUGAGUGACCCCAUCGUGAGGCAGCCGCUUCCUGCCGGCUUGUGCUCCCGUGUCCUUGCCGUGCGGCCCGUCAGACCCGGCGAGACCGCCGCGGGCCGCCUGUCUAUUCCUGGGCCGGUCUCUGUCAGUAACGUGAGAGCUGCACAUUGAUCUGUUAUGUUGUCGGAGCACAGCUGCGUUGUGACCGGCCCAGGCGGUCAGACACAUAAACCGGGCCAGCGUGCGACGUCCAUGCAUCAAAUGCAGACUGAAGCAGAAAUGCUUAGGCAGAUAAAUGGGGGCUAAGGCUGGGAUUGGGGGGGGUGGUAUUUUUUCACAAAGAGCCAUAUCAAUGUUAGCAUUAAUGUUAUUAUUGCACAACGACUGUGGUAUAUUCCAAUCCCUCCUGAGGGACUGAAUUAUUUUUUAUGAAUGAAUUUUUCUGAAUUUCUUUUUGUUUACUGAAUACAUGCAUCUGUGGUUGUCUGUUAAUCCCAAGCAUAUGCCAGCAUAAACAUAAUGUGACGAUAUUUAUCUGGGGGACUUUAUUCCACCAUUAUGUGGAUAUUUAUUCACUCCUGUACCACUGUUUUUAAAUGAUAGUGGCUUAAUAGCCUCCAUAUAUGUAGACUCCACUGGAUUUCAAGUUAAUGGACAUGCUUUCUCGUUACUAGGUUUACUUUUAUCCUGGGAUGAGCCUGAAUUCCUCUGGGAUGUUCCUUAAAUUGAUAUUAUGGGAUGUUAUUUUUUAAGUAGCUAUUAUGUCUACUCUUUUGGCGUCUGUCUUCCACUGUCUUAAAAUGUUUCUAUGUUUAACCUCAUCAGUCUGGCCUCUAACCCUCCUCUGGGAGUGUUUUUUUUUUUUUUUACAAUUUUAUUUCCAUAAGCUGUUUUUAAUUGUUCAAGUAAUUGUGUAUACUGUGACGUAUGGGCUGCCUGAUGCUCUCAAGGUCAAAAUAGUGGUUCCAUUGGCUGUAAAGCUGACUGUUACCAGGGACGACCGCAUCUAUGAAAUGGUGAGAAUUCCCGCACAAGGACAUCGUCUUUGUUUACUUUUUUUUUUUGUUGUUGUUGUACCAGUGAGUCUCAAGGUUGUGUUUCUCAAAAUGUCUAUAGAAAAUAAAAAUCUUUUUUUUUAAUGUGUAUGAUGGGUUAGGUGAGGUUGUGGAUGUUUUGGGAGGGGAAAGACUAGAUGUUUUGGUGGUGGGAGAGUUGUUGAGAAGGUCAGUCUGAGUAUGCAGAAAGGUUUUUUUUAAAUGGGCUUGGUGACUGAUGAAAUGGAAGUUUGUUCUGCAAGUGAUAUUUGGUUUCUCUGAAUCGAUGGCGAGGCAUGUCAGAUGGGUUCCUUUUACAGGUCCGUGCAGGUGAAAUGCUAAUCUGCUUGUGUCUUGUACAGUCAAUGGGAGUAUUUUAAUGUACAUUUUCAAUUCAAAAUCUCCCCUAUGCUGCAAGUCCAUUUCCUUUUGUUUAGUGGAUAUUGUUUUAACUCUGAUAAAAAAUAAUACUGUUAGAACUAUUCUGCUUUUUGUUUUUGGUUAAUUACUGGAAGAAUUGUGUGUUACAUAUGGUUUGAAAAUAUACAUGUUUUAAAAACGUAGUUAGUAUAAUUAAUUAUUAAUGGUCAACUUUCCAAAUCUGCAUAAACCAGGAUUUUAGCUCCAAGAAUGGAUUGUGAAAGUUAUAAAUACUGGUUGUAGGGUCAUUUUUACAUAAUACAAUAGCUACCUAUUAGUUCUGGGGGAAUCUUCAAGCAGGAGCCGUCAAACCUUGUUUCAUGACAGUAAUUCAUCUGCAGUUUUUUUUCUCCUCCAUGGUACUUUUCUCAUUUAAUUGUUUGUCGUAUUCAAGAAAAGUCUGAUUACUCCGGGGUGUUAAAGAGGCACCAUGCUGUAAAUAUCACAUGACGGCCUGUGAGGCGAGUGGAGCGUCUUUCACUUUAAAUGAUAUAAUGAUUUAAAUGUGUUGUCCUCCUAACUGAGAUCCAUCCUUUUAAGAGGGAAGUGUUUGUGCUUUGCUGUUACAAAACGUCAAAAGCUGUUACCUUAAAACCCCUGUGGAUUUUAUACACUGCUGAUGCUAUCCUGUGAGUCUUUUUUUUUUUUUUUCUUGACUGGAUGUACAGUGAAUAAAAAAUUUAUGGUGGCUUUUAAA
Molecule: messenger RNA, 3765 nt
Organism: Paramormyrops kingsleyae
Lineage: Eukaryota; Metazoa; Chordata; Actinopteri; Osteoglossiformes; Mormyridae
Gene: arhgap19
Product: Rho GTPase activating protein 19
Biological process (GO): signal transduction; regulation of small GTPase mediated signal transduction
Cellular component (GO): cytoplasm
Molecular function (GO): GTPase activator activity
Source: RefSeq, a predicted model, not a curated record